CACAAGAAGAGUUUUGGGUUGGAGAGUGUGAAACAUCAGCAGUCACACAGAGUUUAUUUCCACCAUCUUUGUAAAUUUUAGUUAUUUUAUGAAAUUUAGAAAUUAUGAUGCUUACCUUCCGGUGAAAUAAACAUUAUUGAGUGAUUGUACUUAGUACUAAUUCUGAUUCAAGUUUAUUGCUUGUGCCAACGAUGAAUCGCAGUGACGGUCUUGUGCAAAGACGUAACAUCAAUCGAGAGAACUCUGGUCUUUCUUCAAGAGAAAGUCAAGAGAAUUUUGAAGACAGAAAAUCGGAUAGGGAAGAAGAUACUGAAGAUGGAGAUUCAAAGGAAACAAGACUCACUCUUAUGGAGGAAGUAUUGUUACUUGGCCUCAAAGAUAAAGAGGGAUACACAUCUUUCUGGAAUGAUUGCCUAUCAAGCGGUCUGCGUGGGUGUAUAUUAAUAGAACUGGGUUUGCGAGGGCGGGUUGAACUGGAGAAAGCAGGGAUGCGGCGCAAGAGCCUGCUGAACCGCAAAGUGCUGGUGAAGAACGACACUCCCACUGGAGACGUUUUGCUGGACGAGGCACUGAAGAGGAUGAAGGAAACUGAUCCUCCUGGCACCACACAGUGUUGGAUAGAUUAUCUCACUGGUGAAACAUGGAAUCCCCUGAAAAUGCGCUACCAAUUGAGGAACGUUCGAGAAAGACUUGCCAAGAACCUCGUGGAGAAAGGUGUUUUAACUACAGAGAAAACUAACUUUUUUCUGUUUGAUAUGACUACACAUCCACUUACUGAUAAUAUUGCCAAAACUAGACUUGUGAAAAAGGUUCAAGAUGCAGUGCUGGGGAAAUGGGUGAACGACCCACAACGGAUGGACAAACGAAUGUUGUCACUUCUUCUCCUUGCACAUGCUUCUGACGUCCUUGAAAACGCUUUUGCUCCUCUCAACGAUGAUGACUAUGAACUAGCCAUGAAGAGAGUGCGAGAACUCAUAGACUUAGAUUUAGAAGUAGAAGCAAUGAAAUCGCAGAAUCACGAAAUUAUUUGGGCUGUUUUUGCUGCCUUUACCAAAAUGGUAACUCCAGUUAGUUCAGAACCUAAUUAUCUGAGGGAAUGAGCAGUUGAACAGCAAUGGUGAAUUCAAUGCUGACUUUUGGUGACUGGGGUUUGCAACUUUGCUCCUCUCCAGUCGUUACUACGAUGGCAGUUAUUUCCAUUAUAACGCUGCAAGAAAUGUGUUUCCAAUACAAUUUUGUCCUUGUUUGUAUAUAGGUAUUUAUCAUAAUUUUAAAACUAAACAUAUUAAAUCCUGUCAAGAAUGUUAUCAAUUCUAAAUUUAUUAUAAACAUAAUAAUUUUGGAUUUAGCUAGCUCUAUUUUUUUAUAUAUCUAUUCUAAAUUUUAAACGUUAGUGCAUGCAAAUUGUGGAUUUU
Molecule: messenger RNA, 1415 nt
Organism: Homalodisca vitripennis (glassy-winged sharpshooter)
Lineage: Eukaryota; Metazoa; Arthropoda; Insecta; Hemiptera; Cicadellidae
Product: Golgi phosphoprotein 3 homolog sauron-like
Exons: 7
Coding region: 192-1100 (302 amino acids)
Biological process (GO): Golgi to plasma membrane protein transport; Golgi vesicle budding; Golgi organization
Cellular component (GO): cytosol; Golgi cisterna; trans-Golgi network
Molecular function (GO): phosphatidylinositol-4-phosphate binding
Source: RefSeq, a predicted model, not a curated record